Molecule: messenger RNA, 2644 nt
Organism: Chilo suppressalis (striped riceborer)
Lineage: Eukaryota; Metazoa; Arthropoda; Insecta; Lepidoptera; Crambidae
Source: the annotation of a GenBank genome assembly
GCCGAACAACUUGUGAAAUGGUCGUAUCUGGACCUAUAUUAAAUCCAACCCCACUCCGAUGGGUUUUGUCCGACGGAAAAAAUCACGCGAGCUUCACAUAAUAAUAAACGUGAUCGAUUUGUGGAUAAGAAAAUGUCACCAUGUCUUUAAUUAUAUAAUGACAGUUCGUGUGAAAAGUUUGCAUGUAUUUUAAAUAAUAAAAAAAACCUUUUUAACUGAAUACGGUUCAAAAUUAACUAUUGUUAGCACAAUGGAGUUGAGAGAUGUAUUUGCUAUUGUUUUUGUUUCUUAUGUGGUGCAGUGUGCAGCUAUGUCUAUAAGUGAAUUAGAGGAUUUUGCGAACUUCUUGAAAAAGACUUCCAAGUUGGAUGAAACUUUGAAAAAAGGUACUGAUUCCGACGAACACGAUGAAGAUGAAACUGUAUCGGACCAUGCGUGGGAAGACAGCGGGAAGUUCGAGGGCGAUCUGAUACUGAAUGACCGACAGAGACGGAUGAUAGUGGAAGAGAUAGCCGAAGGUUUAUCCAGAAACGGUCUCAGGGAUAGCACGAAGAAAUGGCCAGACAACGAAGUCAUCUACUAUAUUCAAAAGGAACAUUUCAAUGAAGAUCAAGUGAACGCCAUUCGUAGCGGCAUCGAGGACUUAGCACAAGCUUCCUGUAUCAGUUUCAGGCCCUACCAAAAGGGAGAUAAAAAUGCUGUUGUGAUUCAGGGAAGCAGGCGAGGAUGCUUCUCUCAAGUGGGCUACCAGGGCGGUUACCAGGUGCUGAACCUGUCCGGCCGACAUCCCGUGGGCCGCGGCUGCUUCCGCCACGGGACGGUCGUCCACGAGCUCCUGCACACGCUCGGCUUCUAUCACAUGCAGAGCAGUCCCGACCGGGACGACUACGUCAACGUUGUCUGGGAAAAUAUCGUGCAGCCUGCUCGACACAACUUUCGCAAGUACAAUGCGUUUGCGGUGUCCGACUUUGGCGUGGGUUACGACUACGACAGCGUUCUGCACUAUAGUCGCCGGGCUUUCUCCUCCAACGGACAAGACACCAUCGUCCCCAAACAGAGUGGCGCGCAAAUUGGCCAAAGAGCAGGUCUCUCGGAUAAAGAUGCACAAAAACUUAACAAAAUGUACUGUGAUGCUGAUUCUAACAGCGAAGGAGAGGAAACCACUACUAAAAAGGCUGUAACUAAAAAGAAAACACCGAAAAAUAAACCGUUCGAUGGUCAUGGUAUUGGAUACCAUCAAGGUAAAACAGUGGUUAUAAAAUUGCUUCCUGAAAAAAAGGCAGAAACCUAUAAUAUAAUCAUAGAACCUCAAUAUAGUUUAUUUGAUCAUUUUAGUAAAGCGCCGCAAACCCUGUCAGCGAAGAAAAUCGAAGGCGUUGGAAAACCAAUAGAAGAUUUUGAUAAAUCGUUCAACAUAGAAGAUAUUUUCAACCGAGUUAAAUCAAAGGUACCAACUUAUAUGACUGAAAAAAGUCGUAAUAAAAACGGCGAAGUCACAACAGAUGCAAACAAUAAAGCAGAAAUUGAUACAAAAAAAUCUAUGGCUACUUUAAAUGACAAACCAGAACAGACAAAUAUAGAAACUUUGCCUAAUGGCAACGAUGAACUGACUGACCCCUUUGAUCGAUUAUCAAAGAUACUAAAAACUCAUGUUUACCCAUCUCAAAUGCCUGAUUUUGGUAUAUAUAAAUUUAACACUGAUUAUUCUAAUUAUGCUAAUCCUAGCAAUUUACCAAAUUUAGAUUACAAAAACAUUCGAUUAUAUUCCGAUAAGCUAUUAGAAAAUUACAAAAACUCAACUCCCGAGUAUAUUAAAAGCUUAUACAGUGAUGGGCCAGUUUCACUUACAUCAGAGAAACAUCAACAGAACCAUGAAAGAUUAAAAAUAGACCCCAAUCAGGACAAGGAUAUAGAUCAACAACAAAAUAUUUCGAAGGAAGACAAAUCGUACAGAAGUUCACAUCCUUUCAAGAAUCAUCAAAAUGACUCUAAUGAAUCAUACGAAACUAAGAUACCUGCUUACACUACAUUUGAACACUUGGAAAACAUAAACAACUUUAGUGAUUUUUACAAACCACAUAGCGAACAAGUAAAGACCGGCAACAAAAACAACCAUAAAUUAUUUGGCGAAACUGUACCUGUCUAUGAUGACUGGUAUCAAAAGCAAGAAAGCAGACAAAAUCCUGUAGAUUAUAAUAGAGGAUAUGAUGAUACGCACAAGAAAUAUACAAAGGAAAAUAAAUUCCACGAUACGUCAAGUGUAGAGUAUGAACCGGAAAGUUCUAAUGAGUAUUAUACAGAAUCAUAUUUACCGCAUCAGAAAGUAGCGUAUACAUUGUUCGGGGUGCCUGUAGCACUAACUAGAGAAUGGUAUAAGGAUUAUAAUUACAGUCCCCAUCAUGAUCCACAUCAAUCUUACAAUUCUAAGCGGAAAACGGAAUCAGACGAAUGAACUACUGAUUAAAUGUGAUUUAAUUUUAGAGAAGGUGUUAUGAGUUCUACAACAUAUUACUUUCAUAGUGACCUUUUCUCUUUUGUUUCCAGAUUUAGUCGGUAGUUUGGCAACAAAUUACAGUUAAAUAUGUUUUUAUAUUCCCUUACCUAAGUUUAAAAUGUGACGAAGACUGUUAGUUUAUUAAAAUUG